UGCAGAAUAACCAUAAUCUUUUUGUUUUUCCUUGCAUCAUGGAAAAUAUGCAAGUAAAGUAGCAAGCGUGAGGCAAAUCUACUCCACUGGUAUGCUUAGGGCCGUGUGUGUGAGAGAAAAAGUAUUUGUUGCCGCUGUCUCUUCGGUGCGUCCUUCUCCGAUGGCCUCAAGUUGCAGAUCUCUUUCUGCCUGGGUGAAAAAGCUGGAAGCGUGAAGUGGGACGGGCAAGCGGGGAAACUCUGGCCCCGUCCCGUUCUCCACUUUUAAUGAGCACUGCGAUCAAGCAGACGUAAAACUCCAGGUGGAACAGGAGCCUGCACAUACGCCCGCUGCACUCAAGUAUUUUCAGUGAACGAAUAAAAGAAAGUGUGCGCAGGGAAUUACUUUUUUUAAACGGCAGUAGGAUUAUUUUACCUACCCAGCAGGAAAAGCCUCACCAGUAAGCAGGAAGCGAGGGGAUGUGUUUCAGAGGGUAAUGAAAAUCUAUUCCCUCUCCCAUCUCUGUAAGAUUGUGUGGUAAUACAAGGACACCUGGCUGACCUGUUGAACCAACACACCACCCAUCAUGAUCAGAGUAUCAGUUACUGUCAUCAUUCUUGCACUCCUCUUGUCCUGUGCAUGCCGGGCCAAGCCUAACGGAUCAAAGAACAAGAAACCAAAACAAGUUGUUCCAGACAUAGACUGUGACGUCAGGGCAGGAAAGAUCAAUCUCCCAGAGUUCAUUGUCAAAUGUCCUGCACACUGUAAGGAAACCAAGCAGCAGGUCUACGGGACAGGCGUGUUCGCCUCCAUCUCCAGCAUCUGCAAUGCAGCCAUCCACAGUGGUAUCAUCUCAAACUCAGGAGGAAAGGUGAUUGUGAGGAAGAUGGCUGGGCAGAACAUCUACAAAGGCAGCAAUUCUAAUGGUGUGCGCUCGCUUUCUUUACCCAAAUGGAGGGAGUCAUUUGUUGUCUCAGUGGGGAAGCCAAAGAAAGGAGUCAUUUACCCCUCUACGCUGGACUACGUUCCUUCAAGACCAACCUAUGUGAAAACAAGUCAAAAGGAGGCCAAAUCACCUGCUGUCACCACGGUACUGCCUGCAACAACAACACCUGAAGUCACCACUACAACUCCUGAACCAACCACCACCACUACCACCACCACAUUGGCUCCCACUACAACCACAACUACUACUAUAUCUCCACCACCACCCUCUACUUCCAAAGCCCGAGCUGCUGCCCAUAAGAUCAGGGAUGCAGGCAGCAGUCACCCAUACCUUACCCAUGUGGCUGCCACGAGUUCAAGACAGUCACAAAACGGUCAAGGAAAGAGCCCCAGCCAAGUAUUCAGAGGAAGCUCCUAUCCGAACAGAUUCCCACAACGUGCCAGUGCAGGUGUCCGCAGAACAGAGGCAGGGUCAGCCAUCAGGAGGCAGCCUUCCUCUCCAGUUGGUCCAGCUUUCAACAAGGUUCAGCCUGCCCCGCCUGACCGGACUCCAACCAUGAGCCAAUCAAACCCUGCUUUUCCCAGAAGGGAUUGGCCACCCUCUUCUUUUACUCGCCCUGAUUGGUACCCUGGAGCUCGACGACCAGCAGAUAUUAGUUAUGCAGUUCCAGACUCAGGAUAUGGUUGGAGUGAGACAGACACAUCUGAGAUUACAGCUCGGGAUCACAGGCCUGAUAUGUCAGAGUAUGAGCGGUGGUUUUAUAGCUUUGGACCCUACCCCCCCCGAUCCCCUGACUCAGAUGGCAGCCAUAAAAUGCCCCUGGAUACAGCUCAUACUAAAGUGGAGCCAGUGGAUGUGUGGAAGCCAGAAGCAAACCUCUAUGAAUCUGGCUUCAAUGUGAGAGAACAAGAGCCCCCACCCAGAGCACCUGAGGCUGUGUCACAGGGAGACCCAAAUUGUAAAGUAGACCUUGCCUUCUUGAUGGAUGGAAGCUGGAGCAUCGGAAAGCGGCGCUUCAAGAUCCAAAAGGACUUCCUGGCUGAAGUGGCUCAGGCCAUUAACGUGGGUGUAGCUGGACCCAUGAUGGGCAUCAUCCAAUAUGGCGAUGACCCCGUGACCGAGCUCAGUCUGAGGACUUACUCCAACUCCAGAGAAGUAAAGUCAGCCAUCGAUAAGAUUGUGCAGAAGGGAGGCCUCUCCAAUGUGGGGAAGGCCCUCUCCUACAUUAACAAGCAGUACUUUAGUGAUGCCAAUGGAAACAGAGGAGGAGCUCCCAACGUUGCUGUUGUGCUUGUCGACGGCUGGCCCACAGACAAGGUGGAGGAGGCAUCUCGACUUGCUCGCGAGUCUGGUAUCAACAUCUUCUUUGUCACCAUCGAGGGUCCCGAUGAGAAUGAAAAACAAAACCUAGUUGAAGCCAACUUUGUUGACAAGGCUGUGUGUCGCACAAAUGGCUUCUUCUCCCUUCCCGUGAACAGCUGGUUUGCCCUGAGGAAGGCCGUGCAGCCCCUAGUGAAGAGAGUGUGUGAUACAGACCGCCUGGUCUGCAGCAAGACUUGCCUCAACGCCAACGACAUCGCAUUUGUCAUCGACGGCUCCAGCAGCGUGGGAACCGGAAACUUCCGCACGGUGCUGCAGUUUGUGGCCAAUGUCACAAGAGAGUUUGAGAUUUCUGACACAGACACUCGGGUUGGGGCUGUGCAGUACACCUAUGAGCAGAGGCUGGAGUUUGCCUUUGGACAGUACAACAACAAGGCUGAGCUGCUGAAUGCCAUCAAGCGCAUCAACUACUGGAGCGGAGGAACCAGUACUGGUGCUGCCAUCACGUACGCAGCAGAGCAGCUUUUCAGCAAAUCCAAACCCAACAAACGCAAGAUUAUGAUUGUUAUUACAGAUGGGCGCUCUUAUGAUGACGUCAGAGCGCCUGCGCUGGCUGUCCACCGCCAAGGGGUGAUCGCCUACUCCAUUGGCAUUGCCUGGGCAGCUCAGGACGAGCUGGAGUACAUCGCCACAGACCCAGACAAGGAGCACUCCUUCUUUGUAGAUGAGUUUGAUAAUCUCUACAAAUUUGUGCCCAAAAUCAUCCACAACAUCUGCCAGGAGUUCAACUCUCAGCCCAGAAACUGAGGGCAGGCUGAUGUUUGAUGAGGAGGAGGUAUUAAGAGGGGCACGUGGAGUCUGGAUCAUCUUAACGGACCUCAGUAGUAAAUAAAUUUACUCACUCUAUUGUCCAGAUGGUGGCGCUGGAUUGGCUGCAGUGCCACAUAUUUCUCAAGGAAAGGGUUUGAAAUUAGGCAAGGAUUGUAGUUUUGGACAAAAUAAAUGUUAAAAUCUAUCAGCAUCUUGUUCCAGAAACACAGAAGGUGCUCAUAGAAACACUAUUUUUGUUCUCUGAGCUGACAGCACAUGGGUGGCAUCUCAAAGUGUCUCAGAGAGCAGCAUAGUCCUGAUCUGUGAAAUCAGUGCUGCCAUUAAGUCAACCAUUAUAAAAGGUUCAAACUUGUUUUAUUGAUGUUAUAAAUAGUUUACAUGCUUUACAGAUGAAUUAAUAAUUAUUGAAAAUCUAGUUUUCCAGGUUGUGAAAUAUCUAUCUGAAUGCUGUCCAACAUAUUUUGAAACCCAGCUUGUUUGUCAGGAUCAAGUUUUCCUUAUUAAAAUUUGGAUUAGAUAACAGAAACAAGUGGAGAACUAUUUCCUCUUUGCAAUGUAUAAUUUGGUUCUUAAAGCAUUUGUAAAUUAUUUAUUAACACUAAUAAAGCUCAUACGUACAACCUUAUAGUACCUUACUAAGCAAUAAUACAUAUAACGCUGCCUUUCUGGGAAAUGGUUCUUGCAGAGAAGCAUAGGUCUAAAGCAUGCCUUGCACUUCAUCUUAUGGCUUAACAUACUUCAUACUUAACAACAUGGUGCUUUUGUGCAAUUCUCUGUAAAGAGGACACACUCAACGAUGGUUAAUGUUGAUCUUCCUCAGGGGAGAUUUGAUGAUGGGACGUUGUUGAAGUUUUUUGGUGCUGAAAUUUACUUUCUAUAUAAUUCUUACACGCAACAAAGAGGUGGGUGUAAAAGCCAAAUCAGUAUGGAAAAAGGAUGUGGACUUGUGUAUCUUGUAUAGAGUGAAAAAGUGCUUUUCAGAAGUAAAAGUGCUAAAUGUCAUCACUAUCACUGCUAGCAGUGGCUGCUUCUAACAUUGCAGGCAUUACUUGGUAUUGUUGAAAGAAUAUUUAUGAUUUUAUCCCUCUUAUUCCUUGUUUGUACAUAUGCUUAUUAAAAUCCUUUUGCUUAGAAUGUUCAGAUUAUUGAUCAAUAUUUUUUUGCAGUUUUUAAUAAAAUAAAGACAGAAAAAAAAGA
Molecule: messenger RNA, 4273 nt
Organism: Melanotaenia boesemani (Boeseman's rainbowfish)
Lineage: Eukaryota; Metazoa; Chordata; Actinopteri; Atheriniformes; Melanotaeniidae
Gene: vit
Product: vitrin
Exons: 23
Coding region: 566-3052 (828 amino acids)
Biological process (GO): extracellular matrix organization; positive regulation of cell-substrate adhesion
Source: RefSeq, a predicted model, not a curated record